AUGGCAGACUUAAUAGCAAACCAACUGGACUCGACACAUCUUGCUGAGGGGGCUGGACCAGAAGAUUGGAAAAAGGCACUCAAAGUUCCUGCAAAGGACAACAGACACCAAACCGAGGAUGUGACUGCUACCAAAGGCCUCGAAUUUGAGGACUUCAACCUGAAGAGAGACUUGUUGAUGGGUAUCUUCGAAGCUGGAUUUGAGAAACCAUCCCCUAUUCAAGAGGAGGCGAUACCUGUCGCGCUUACCGGACGAGACAUACUUGCUCGGGCGAAGAACGGUACGGGCAAGACAGCGGCUUUCGUCAUCCCCGCUCUCGAACGAAUUAACCCUAAAAACUCCAAGGUCCAAUGCCUCAUCUUAGUCCCAACUCGAGAGCUAGCACUACAGACUUCUCAAGUCUGCAAAACCCUCGGGAAGCACUUGGGUAUCAACGUUAUGGUUACUACCGGCGGCACCACCCUACGAGAUGACAUUGUGCGCUUGGCAGACCCGGUUCAUAUUAUUGUAGGCACACCAGGAAGAAUCCUCGACCUGGCAGGAAAGAAUGUUGCCGAUCUCAGCGAAUGUCCCAUGUUUAUCAUGGAUGAAGCUGACAAACUCCUCUCCCCCGAAUUUACCCCUGUCAUUGAACAACUCCUCCAAUUCCAUCCCAAGGACCGCCAGGUCAUGCUCUUCAGUGCAACAUUCCCCAUCACUGUUAAAGACUUCUCGGACAAGAACAUGGCCAAUCCCUACGAAAUCAACCUUAUGGAUGAACUCACUCUUCGCGGUAUUACACAAUACUAUGCCUUUGUGGAAGAGAAGCAAAAGGUUCACUGCCUAAACACUCUGUUCUCCAAACUCCAAAUCAACCAAUCGAUCAUCUUCUGUAACUCUACCAACCGUGUCGAACUUCUUGCUAAGAAGAUCACCGAACUUGGAUACUCCUGUUUCUAUAGUCACGCACGAAUGCUUCAGGCUAACCGCAACCGUGUCUUCCACGAUUUCCGCAAUGGUGUCUGCCGCAAUCUGGUCUGCUCCGAUCUCCUCACGCGAGGUAUCGAUAUUCAAGCCGUUAACGUUGUCAUCAACUUUGACUUCCCCAAGAACGCCGAGACCUACCUUCAUCGUAUCGGUCGAUCAGGGCGCUUUGGGCAUCUAGGUCUUGCUAUCAAUCUCAUCAAUUGGGAGGACCGAUUCAACCUAUACAACAUCGAACGAGAUUUAGGCACUGAAAUCCAAGCUAUACCAGCAACAAUUGACAAGAAUCUCUAUGUCUACGACAGCCCAGAGAGCAUUCCUCGACCGGUUUCCAACUUUCAAACAAACCGACAACCGUCUAGCUCGCAAUCACAACCUCAGCCGCAACAACAGUCUGGCAAUCAACGAGGAGGUGGCUACGCCAACGGCCGCCACAAUGGAUCGAAUCAAAACCAAGGCCAGAGACAACCACAAGGCGAACGCCAAGGUCAAGGCUUCUCGAGAGGAAAUGGCCGUUUCGAGAACAGUCGCCGAGGUAGUGGCAGAGGAAAUGGCCGCGGAGGGCAAGGCCGAGCGAACGGGUUUGAUGAACAACAAGGCGGCCGGGGUCAGCAAUUGCCGGCACAAUAG
Lachnellula hyalina is the source of this 1593-nucleotide messenger RNA. RefSeq names its product ATP-dependent RNA helicase (gene dhh1). Gene Ontology annotation, cellular component: P-body; cytoplasmic stress granule. Lineage: Eukaryota; Fungi; Ascomycota; Leotiomycetes; Helotiales; Lachnaceae. Gene Ontology annotation, biological process: P-body assembly; cytoplasmic stress granule assembly. The transcript is spliced from 3 exons. The record is from RefSeq and is a predicted model, not a curated record. Gene Ontology annotation, molecular function: ATP binding; RNA helicase activity; mRNA binding. The coding region runs from base 1 to 1593 and encodes 530 amino acids.